UCCAUUCCUCCAACACCACAAUGACGGAGACGCCAGCAGCAGCGCCACCACCGGAGCAACCUUCAUCACCAUCACCACCACCACCUGUCUACAUACAUCCACGACGGGAGCCUUUCGAGCAUGGACUCAUCCCUUUGCAAAAACUCAUCUUCACCGACGCCACACAAACCCUAACCUCUCUCCGUGACAAACUUCUUCAACAUCCGGUUGCCAGCAACUACCCACACCGAAUUGACUCUGCUGUUUUCUCUGAAACGCUGCAGAUCUCACUAGAACACGCCCGUCUUGUCUUUGAUAUAAUCGCGUCCGUUCACCCCUCCGAUUCGGACCCGCUUGUGACGGCUAAGCCCGAUGAGGUUGAUUCUGUAGGUGUCAAUGUGUAUGAUCUGAUUAUUUUCUUGUACAUACAGUCGUACAAGCGGUUGCUUCCUAAGGGACAUAAGGACUCCGCUGCUGUUGCCGAUGUUUGGCCGUCUACUUCUGCAUUCGAUGGUUUCUUAUCAGCUCUUACGCCGUUACAGCUUGCACGCAGCAACGUCCGACGGUCUAUGCCAUCACAAGCUGAUGAAGAAGCACAUCAAUUAUCCUAUCUACAGAAGCAUCUGGGAAACAUAAUAUCUCUGUUGGCUGACUCUGUGGAUAGCCAAGGUGAAGGCGAAGAUUCACUGGUUUUGACAAUGGAAAAUUUUGAGCACCUUGCAUUUCUGAUCUAUUUUGGUGAAAAAGGAUCAGAGAAAAUUCCAUUGAGCCAGAAUGCUCCAUUUUUUGCUAAUUCAGAUCCUGAUAUGCCCGCUGCUCCAGUUCCUGCAGCACAGGUUCAUGAUUGGAUUGUACAGAAUAUUUCUUCUGCCAUGGAACAUAUCUCUGAAAGAGCUGCUGCAAAAGAGAAUGGGCCAACUAAUGUAUCUGAUCAGGAUGCUAUGAUGUCUGAUGCUUAUGCGAACACGAUGAAAGUGUCAACCAGUGCUAAGGGUUCCAGCUCGAUAGAGGGAAUCUCUAAACAAUCAUAUGUAAAGCAAGCAUCUGAACUUAAAAGCUCUUUUGUAAAGAUCAUAAAUUGCCAUGAAUCUGUCAUUUAUCUGUUGGCUCCUUUGAGAUAUGCCACAAUAUAUGGAUGCUCUGACGCGACUAUAGUGCUCGGUGCUGUUGGGAAGGCUGUAAGGAUUGAGCAUUGUGAGAGAGUUCAUGUGAUUUCAGUAGCAAAGCGUAUCUGUAUUGCUAAUUGUCGUGAAUGUGUAUUCUUUUUGGGGGUAAAUCAGCAACCACUUAUUGUUGGUGAUAACCAUAAGCUGCAGGUGGCACCAUAUAAUACAUUUUACCCACAGUUGGAGGAACACAUGAAGCAAGUUGGUGUUGAGGCUAGUCCUAACAGAUGGGAUGAGCCUAUUGCGCUGGGUCUAGUAGAUCCACAUGAUUCGUUGUCUCAUCCUGCUGGUGUAUCUGAUUGUCAAACUGAGUCUGCUACCUGCUUAGAACCUGAUCAGUUUACCAACUUUUUGAUUCCAAAUUGGUUUCAAGGUGAAGGAUCUGGGUCCACAAAAGACAAUCCAUUUCCAUUGCCUGAUGUCUACAUGUCAUCUCAGCAGAGAAAUGACAAGAACUUGGUGGAGGUUAAACAGAUUUUGAGAGAAACACAACUGGAAGAUAGCAGAAAACGGGAAUUAUCAACUGCACUUCAUGUGUACUUUAAAGACUGGUUAUAUGCCUCUGGGAAUGUUAGGCAACUGUACUGCUUACAAGGUACAUGCCCCAGUCUUUCUAGAUCUAAUAGCAUGCACUCUAUUUGAUUACAAGGUAAAUGAAUAUUUUGUUCAUCCUCUUUGCACUUUUCUGCAUAAUGUGGUUUGAAUAAAAAUCUACUGCCCCCAUGUUCAUUGUCCACCAAUCACUUAAAGCCACAUCAUCAUUUUGGUGAGGAGAGAGCAUAAAAAGAUGACUUAAAUAAAUUUAUAUUAAAUAGUAAAUAUUGAUGUGUAUUCACAUGAUUGGUCAGGAAGGGGAUAGGGGAUUUGGGAACGAAAGUUUUUUAUUCGGUUUAAACAGGUGGGGAAUUGGUGGCUUGGCUGGGCUUGGAAGGACCAGUUUGGUUCUCAACCUUGUCACUCUUAGAGGUCCUAGCCUAGCAAAAUGCUCCCAUCAAGGUCUGGCUUGACCCGAGUGUGGUUGAUCCUCGUCCAUCUCGGUUAUA
This is a messenger RNA of Cynara cardunculus var. scolymus (artichoke), 2188 nucleotides long. Its product is annotated as TBCC domain-containing protein 1-like. The coding region runs from base 21 to 1787 and encodes 588 amino acids. NCBI's taxonomy places the organism in Eukaryota, Viridiplantae, Streptophyta, Magnoliopsida, Asterales, Asteraceae. The record is from RefSeq and is a predicted model, not a curated record. The transcript is spliced from 10 exons.